UGGUUAACACAUGUGUGCAUUCUCAGCAAGUGUUCUUGUGUAAAUUUGUGUAACUUUGGAUAAAACAAGUGCGUGUUCUGUGUAAAGGAAUCGUGUAGUUUCUCUUGAAUGUUUCCUGUCAUUGCUAAUGGAAGUUGGCCCGAUAGGCUGUUCGGGGCAAAAAAUCAGGCGCCCCGUACCCCGAAGGCACCGCCCCAAAAUGCCUUCCCCGAUUGACAUUGGGCUGAUACUCAGUCGGAGAAGAAAAUGACACGUCACACUUUUAUUUCCUUAAUACUGUCGUGGCAAGGGUUGUUUGUUGAUUAAAUAUAUGCUAGUUUGGUCGAAAUAAGAAAUUUAUAAAUGUGAUUAAAGCAAUCGGUAACUGCUUUUCUUCAACUCGUUAAUCCGGCAACGUUUUUCUUACCACCAGAAAACAGUUUUAUUUGCAAAACAGUUUAUGUGUCACGUUGCAGGUGUUUCGGCAGUGCCUGCUGGAAAUCGAUGUCGUUUUCCUGGGAAAUAACUACCAUACUAUAGUUUCAGGAAUUAUUAUCCCUGUUCAAGAAUAUUGGAAUUGAAAAACAUUUUCGUUAACUGUAGUUUUCUUCAUUUUGUUUUGUAAUGGCAAGAGAUCUCCUUUCAUCCAAUGCGCUUUUCUCAACUCCCCACAAGAAAAAGCUAAAAUCUAACUGUGAUGAUAUUGCCUAUUCUGCUAUGCACAAUCACUUACAUGAUAAUGAGCCAUCUAAUGAUGUUUCUUCACGUAGAACAACAAGGUCAAUUUCGCGAAAUCAAGCACGAGACGUAGUUUCCGAAGAAAUUUCAGCCACAACUAACGGGUCCCAAAUCCCUCAUCAAAUACUCGCCACAUCCAACACAAUGCCAUCGUCAGAAAUCGUAAAAGUAAAAAGAGGAAGAGGUCGACCAAGGAAAUAUCCAAAACCAGAAAGUGUUCCAGCUGUCGUGCCAUAUACAGCUGUGUUGAAUCAGCCUUCUUUGGAUGUGUUGAACAAUUUUCGGUUUCAUAGUAUGGAUAGCGGAGCUUCGAUAGCUGAUUCCUGUGCAACUAAAGGACCAGAGGAAGUACCUUGUAUGGAACAAAACUUUUCGUCGGGCUCAAUACCACCAUCAGAUGAAACCAUUUUCAUAAGUCUGCAUAAUUUCGGGAAUUCGCUAAGGAAUGACAAGCAGUGGGGCCCACUUUCAUGUCGUCAGCCAGUCGAAGAAGAAAUACUCGAAAUACCAGACAAUAUCCACGAACCGGUCAAAGAAGUUCGUUUUGCUGAGACACUCCUAAAACAAUCAAAAAAGAUUGGCACCCACAAUGACAUCGAUCUCUAUGCCAUUCCUCUUGUUAAACUGGGAAACCUAUUCUCAAGUGUUGAGCGAUUUACUUUCGGUGAAGCCAAUAACCAGACGGAGCAACGUAUAGCUUUGGUGUUCGGAGAAAAUACAUCCAAGCAAAUGGAUUUCAUCAACUGCAUCGCCAACUACGUCCUCGGCGUUGAAAAGGAAGAUAAAUUUCGUUUUCAAGUAACCCAAUUGGAAGCUAUCUAUCAGGUGAACUGCAUUAAGGUCUACACCUUCCAUCAUACCGAAGGAUACCGCGUCCCUUAUUCAUUAACAGUAGUCGCUAUGCCUAGUAAUUAUAGCGCUUGUGACUCGGAACUGUUCAAUGACCAAAGAACAGCCAAAGAAUUUCUCGAGUUCCUCAAAGAUAAAGAUGGUAUUCAGGAGUUGGACAUGAUUUGCAACGUAACUGCUGUGACAGAUGUCAGCCAGCAAUCUUUCUUGUCCAUAUUCGGCAACGACGUCGAUGGAAUCGUCAGUACAUGGCAGCCAAUCAGUUGCGUAGGCGACACAUCUUCGUGGCAAGAAACUAUGCAGAGCUUUUUCACGUCUCUGGCAGAAAGAAAGAAAAAAUCGCUGCGUUUAACCAAACAAGUUUUGGAAGAAAGGAAACAAAUGGAAGCGACUGUAGAUGGACUUCGACCACUCAUCAAGGUCGGAUGCGUGAAAAUGGAAGAAAUCAGCAAGACAAAGAAGAUGAUUGUUUUUUGUCAAGCACAAAUUCAGUCGAGCGAUGAAACUUUGGAAAAGUUCCAGGUUGAAUUGACUCAAAAAGUGGACCUCCCUGCCGGCCAGUACGUGAAUAAUUGUACCCAAUGCUACGUCACAUGCGGCAGUAACUCGUCUAUGAAGAAAGAAAAUGAAGGCAUGUCUUCUUCAAAUCUGUCAGACUCGGUUGUCGCUGUUUCGUGUUCUGCCUGCCCGGGAAAAUGCAACUCGGAUAUGCACGCUAUUCAGCCUUUUCGAUGGGUGUACGUGAAAAAGGAGCCUAUCAAUUUGUCCGAUCCUGCCAAUCAAAGAUACGAAGCUGAAAUGAAAUGGAAAAGCAUCAAAUCAACUGGACGGGAUUUGGUCGCUGUAUUGCAAAGUGAUCUGGUUGAAAACGGGACAAUGAUGUUGGAACAGUUUCAAACCAUAUGGAGGUGUAUCCAGCGAAUGAAUAAAAUCGCUCUUCGUGGGAACUCGUUUUUGACACAGAGAGUUUUCGACCUACUUUACGAUGCCGAGCAACAACUCAAACAACUCGAGUUUGAUGACGGGUUAGAAUGUUUGAAGAUAUUGGAACAUUGACGGCACCUUGGUUAGACGACGUUCCCCAUUCAUUUUGCAUACGAUAGUUUUCUUCGUGUCUGUUGAAAUAUCAAUCCAGCACCGGUUUAUUUUCUCGACAAGGAACCAUUCUUCUGGGUCCGAUCUCUUUUUUUUUUCUUUUCAAAUAAACGUGUAAGGAUCGUCGGUAAAUCCAUAUCCUUUAACAUGGCCAUGUAGGUACCUUUUGCCCUCCAUUUUUUAUUUAAAACGUCCAUUCUUAUAACGGGUGACAUGUGCCGAUUCAUUUUGUUUUGUUUUCUACUUCUUUCUUUUUCAGCCAAAUCCAGAUCUUUCUUGUUUACCUCGUUAGGGUCGUUUAAUGAAUCAUACAAAUAUACAGUCGCAACAGGAAAAAUAAUAGAGCUAAGGUUGCAUGGGAA
This is a messenger RNA of Daphnia carinata, 3023 nucleotides long. RefSeq lists its product as uncharacterized. Lineage: Eukaryota; Metazoa; Arthropoda; Branchiopoda; Diplostraca; Daphniidae. The transcript has 8 exons. The record is from RefSeq and is a predicted model, not a curated record. Bases 604 to 2622 code for a protein of 672 amino acids.